ACGUCACUUUCCACCUAAACCCCAAGUACCAACUACUUGUUUUCCUUCCUUCCUCAUCUAUAUAUAUAUAUAUGCCACUCAGCCUCUGCCUGCCUUCUCCAAAUUCUGCAUUCUUCUUUUCAUUCUUGCUCAGAAAAAAAGAAAUGUCAAAUUCUCAUCAUGUUCUCUGUAUCUUGUUUCUUCUCAUUCUCCUCCAUAAUUCAGGCCUCUCACUAGGCCAUACCAAAGGAAUUAGGCCCCGGAAAUCUCCCGUGAAUCUUCCAACAAUAAAUGAGACUAGAGUCCAAUUCUCAGAACAACAAUUCAUGAAGUGGGUCAAGUUUGUUGGCAGCUUAAAGCACUCUCUUUUUAAAGCUGGAAAGAAUAAGCUUUUCCCUUCUUAUACUCUUGUUGUCAACAAGAAUCCAGCUGCUGGUGACUUUACAUCCAUUCAAGAUGCCAUUGAUUCUCUUCCUUUUAUCAAUCUUGUUAGAGUGGUCAUCAAGGUCCAUGCUGGAGUUUACACAGAGAAAGUUAGUAUACCUCCAUUAAAAUCCUUCAUAACCAUAGAAGGAGCUGGAGCAGAUAAAACGAUUGUACAAUGGGGAGACACUGCUCAAACACCUGGGCCAAAAGGGCAACCUAUGGGGACCUACAGUUCUGCAACUUUUGCUGUAAAUUCACCUUAUUUCAUUGCCAAGAACAUUACAUUCAAGAACACAACACCAGUGCCACCGCCGGGAGCAAUUGGGAAGCAAGCAGUGGCAUUCAGAAUAUCAGCAGAUACAGCAGCUUUCUUGGGGUGUAGAUUCUUGGGAGGUCAGGACACUCUUUAUGAUCAUCUGGGCAGGCAUUAUUACAAGGAUUGUUACAUUGAAGGUUCAGUUGAUUUCAUCUUUGGAAACGGCUUGUCCUUAUUUGAGAGGUGUCACGUGCAUGCAAUAGCACAAUACACAGGAGCACUAACGGCGCAAGGGAGGAGCAGUCUGCUGGAGGACACGGGGUUUUCAUUCGUGAACUGUAAGGUCACGGGCUCAGGAGCUCUCUACCUUGGAAGGGCGUGGGGACCUUUUUCAAGAGUCGUCUUUGCUUAUACUUACAUGGACAACAUCAUCAUCCCCAAAGGCUGGUAUAACUGGGGAGACCCUACCCGUGAAAUGACUGUGUUCUACGGGCAAUACAAGUGCACAGGACCAGGAGCUGACUUCGCAGGAAGAGUGUCAUGGUCUAGAGAACUCACUGAUGAGGAGGCUAAGCCUUUUAUUUCACUUAGCUUCAUUGAUGGAUCUGAAUGGAUCAAAUUAUAAACCAUAUUUAUAUUUUUCACCAUAUAAUUUUUAUGCCCUUUUAAUUAUCAUUUGUAAAAGCCAUCUUAGUGAUAUUUUUGGUCCAUAAUUUAUAUUCAGAUUUUUUUUUUUUUUUGGAAGGGGGGUUUUGAUGAAAUCGAUGAGCAUUCAUGUAUUAACUUGAGUAAAAUGAUCCACUGCAGUAAAUUACAAUACAUAUACUAUCUUAGUUAC
Manihot esculenta (cassava) is the source of this 1499-nucleotide messenger RNA. Its product is annotated as probable pectinesterase 53. Gene Ontology annotation, molecular function: pectinesterase activity. Bases 72 to 1286 code for a protein of 404 amino acids. The record is from RefSeq and is a predicted model, not a curated record. The transcript has 5 exons. Gene Ontology annotation, biological process: cell wall modification. NCBI's taxonomy places the organism in Eukaryota, Viridiplantae, Streptophyta, Magnoliopsida, Malpighiales, Euphorbiaceae.